Molecule: messenger RNA, 2585 nt
Organism: Planococcus citri (citrus mealybug)
Lineage: Eukaryota; Metazoa; Arthropoda; Insecta; Hemiptera; Pseudococcidae
Exons: 2
Coding region: 273-2228 (651 amino acids)
Source: RefSeq, a predicted model, not a curated record
CACCCUGACAGCAGCUCUAACAAUACCUAAGCAUCUUUUUGAAAAUGUAACGGAGUUUGGAUGUUAGAACUGGUCUUCAUUUCUUUACCUACUUUAUCCUAUUUUACGUGUACACCGUCGUCUCCUCAUUGUCGCUAUCUGCGAUGAUGUUUGUGUGCAAAAGUCCUUUGGUGAUUCAAAUACUGUAUGCAACGAGUAGUCGUGCGUGCGUUUGUUUGAGAUCUUGACCAACUUCGAGGUUCUUUUCCUUGGCAGUGAGUAAAUUAUUCAAGAUGACCACUGAUCAAAGACAUGAAAGAAAUGACACCGAUGAGAGCCACGAAGAUCAUUAUACAUACCUGUGCGAUGUACCAAGCUUGCAAGAAGUAGCAUCUCAUGAAGUAGUUCGAGAAAUAUGGCACAUCAACCUAUCAAAAUAUCAUCCUAUCAAAGAUGAAGAAACGAAUGUCAUCCCUUGUAACGAAUUCCUCGAGUACUGUGACGAAUAUAGAUGCCAACAGCUGACAAAACAAAUGAUAGCAGAUUUGAAAGAUGCUCGUGUUGAAGAAACGCUUAAAAAUGCACUUAAAAAGUUUAGCGAAGAGAUUACAAAUUGGGUCGAGCACCUUCUACAAAUAGUAUUCCGCCACGAAUGUCUGAGAGGAAGUCACGAAAUUCGCAGCAUUGAUCCAAAAUGGUGUAUUUGGUCAGUGUAUGGUAAAAUCGACUACGAGAAAAGUGCGAGGAAAAUUCUACAGAUUGGCAGUUUGACUGAUGUGCAGAAAUUUCUCAUCAUGUGUGAAUAUUGUAUGGAAGAUGAUAUCAAUAACUUUUCGUUGGACUUGCUGCCAUCUGAAUUCAUCGAGAAAGUGGAUUUCCGCACUCAUCGUUCCAGUUUCUAUUGGAUUUGCUUCCUUAAAAAUGAACUUCACAGAAUGCCAGUUGAAAAUCCCGUUUUUGCAGAUCUCAUUAUGCCAGUUGAAAUUGCCCAUUUUUCUGCAUCUAUCCUCAAGCAUUGGUCACCACAAAUACACCCUGAUGGUAGGUUCAGCAACGAAUUUUUCUGGCAUCGCUUAAGUAACGAUGAUCGAGUGAAGGUAGCUGCUGCUUGGAUUUGUUAUGGACGUUACGAGGACUUUACUUAUGUUGCACGAAUCCUUUCGGCAAUGUUGUGGCAUCAGCAACAACGAGUGCUGUCUGAAUUGCCAGAAAAGCCCUCUAAAGCUAUUGCUCGUACGCUGCGUUGUGAACCGCGAAUUGCACUUUGGAUAUGGAAACACUUUAAAGAUGAGAUGGCUGUAGAACAAUUUCGCCAGUUAUUUUUUGAUAUGAUACACGAUGGAAUAUCGAUGUCUACGUUGCUUGAGAUUUGGAAGACUGCUUCUGAUCAUCAGAGAAAUUUUUCCAUUUCGAACAUUUCUGAAGAAUUCAUUGAUAGCUUUAGUCAAGGUCAUUUUAUGGUGCCAUAUUGGUUUAUUACUGGAACUUUUAGAACAAAAAGAAACUUCAUGUUGCAAAAAACAAUGACCCAAGACGUUAUGCCAUGGCACGACCCAGAUUUGCUGAACAACUUAUUGAAUAAUUGUCCACCAUGCUCUGACGACGAACUGACGUUGACGAAAUUAGGUAUUGAUACUUUCAGAUUUUUAAGACAUUUAUAUGUUGAUCUAUUUUGCCCACGAAAUUUUGAAAAGUUUGACGAUGAAUUAAAAGCUUAUUUUUUGCAUGAUGUUGAUGCUGCCCGUGCAUAUAAACGAUCCUUCCUAUAUGCUAUAUUCCCGAAAUUUCCUGUUCGACUUGGCAUAUACACAAAUGCAAAUUGGUGGGACGAAUUUUGUAAUUUUAUUGAAGAUGCUUUUGAAAAUGAUGAAGCAGGAGCAUUGGAAGUGAAACAAAGAUUCAUAGAUGAGAAUGCCCACUUCUCUCUUGACUCACAAAGUUACUUUGAUCUGCGGCGUGGUUUUGAUAAUCUAGUGAAAAUCGUUGAAUCGAUGUUUCAAAACAACAAACUGAGACGUGUGAAGUAUUCUUUUUCUAGGUCUUUUGAUUACUCAAAGUCGAAAUGUUCCUUCGUGCAUUUUGAUGAAAAGUUUAACUCAAAGUUUGAGCAGUGGUGUUCGGUGGUUUACGAUGAUUCAAUUCUGUUUAGUAGUGAUGAUGAGUUUUUGAGUGAUGAUGAGAGUACUUCGGAUGAGGGUGAAGAGGAUUGGGUUUUUGUAGAAAAUGAAGACAUCAGGAUUAUGGAUUAAGACGAAGAUGUCGAUGAGAGUAGUUCGGAUGAGGACGAAGAGGAUAGGAUUUUGGGAGAAAAUGAAGACAAUAGGAUUUCAGAUGCAGACAAAGAUGGUAGGAAUUUGGAUGAAGACGAAAAUAUAAGAUGAUUUUGACAAAUGAUGAGAUAGAAUUUUUAGUAAAUGUGAAAGUGGAAGGGUUGAUAAAUAGAUAGGUACUUACGUGAUAGGUACGUUUCACUUUUAAUAUGCAAUAUCUGCUGUAAAUUUUGUAAUGAUAACCGGAUAUCCUAUAGAUAAGUUUUUCUAGAAAAUUAAUUGGUACGAAAAUGUAAAGUGUAAUGAAUGAUUUUUAUGAAAUAAAUGUUCUCAACU